Messenger RNA from Cyanidioschyzon merolae strain 10D, 1545 nucleotides. RefSeq lists its product as hypothetical. The transcript has a single exon. The record is from RefSeq and is a predicted model, not a curated record. Lineage: Eukaryota; Rhodophyta; Bangiophyceae; Cyanidiales; Cyanidiaceae. The coding region runs from base 1 to 1545 and encodes 514 amino acids.
AUGUUCAGCGUUCUCUCCAGGAACACGAUGCACCUACCUGUUUUUGAAAAUGCCCCAGGUGCUGGCCGGGCUCGUUUUCUGCGCAAGCGCCUGUACAAAGUGCGAAACGUUAUUUGCACCCGUCGGUGGCCGCUAUGGCUUUGCUCGUUCCUGCUGAUAGGUUUGGUAUUUGUGCUGGCUCCUCGUGUCAUUCGCUCGGGAGCGAGCCUAUGGGAAGCCCCAAACCUGCUGCACACGACUGUUGGUUGCCCGUUUAUGUUUCUCGAAUCGAACUUGACGCUGACGCUGAAUCAGAGUCUAAAGGCGCCAAACGUUUCCAAGACCAUGUUCCUGGCCGCGAUCGAGGUGCGUGAGCAGGAUCAAGGAUAUAUUGCCGGUAUUUUUCGUGUUCGCCAUCCGUUUGCGCCGCACCGUACUUACAAUCCGAGCAAGGACGAUUGGGACAUAUCCAUGGUGGCCAACUCGACGCUUGCAGCUGUGAAUUUUACUGCUAAUCGCCUGGACCAGAUCCAGGGCGGCUCUGCGCGUCAGCUCAGGCUCGGUUCGGAGCAAAUGCAUGCUGUUUAUUCAUACGGGCCAGAGGAUCCACGGAUUAUUCGCUGCGGCAUGCGGACCUUGGCGCUUUUCCAUCAGCCGGACAUAAGGAUGUUCGCACCAAUGCACCAACGCUUCCAGUAUAUCUUGGAUAUUGAGCGCAAUGAACUCUACUGGAUCGAUGAGCCGCGAGCGCUCACGCAUGCUGGGCGGGACUCACCUCUGGUUGACAAGAAUUACGUUCCACUCUGCGUGAAUGGGGACGAUUUGUACAUCGUCACGAGCUUUGAACCGCUGCGUGUGCUCGGGCCUUGCACAUUGAGGAAAGAUCAGGUCUUUGCGCAAGGAGUACACGCUAUUGCACACAGGGCACACUGUCCCGAGGCAUUCAACGCUUUCAAUUCGAGCAACACCUUCUUCAGAGAUUCUCAAAUAUUUCGCGGCUCGACGCAGUUCGAAGAGAUCAUCCCGGGUCGUGCGUACGUGUCACUCGUCCACGCGCGUCGCUGUGGUAUCUACGAUCGAUGCAGCUACCAGGCUGCAAUUGCCGUGCUCGUUCAUCUGAGCUCCAGAGAAUGGAAAGCAGUUUAUUAUCCGUCGCUGCUGAAGCUCUAUGUUCCAGGCGGGCGUGAGAAAGAGCGACCUCGCUCGGGACGCCGACGCGAACAUCGCUGCUUAUUAGAACAGAGUCGACAUGCACAUCAACCUUAUCGGCUCCAUGUGAACCUAGUAGAGAAUCCCGUGUCCAUUAUUCGAUUUGAGAAAGAUGAAAGCGCGCUUGUCAGCCUGAAUGUGAAUGAUGAGGAAACGCUAAUCGUGAGGGUACCCGAGCUGUAUCGAUACGCAAGCUCGCUCGCCAGAUGCAUCCUAGAGGAACGCGCCGAACCACUGCUUCCACGCAUCAGCACGCUGUGGAAAUGCAGCAAUGGCGCCGUCUAUGCCACCCAGGAAAACGCUGUGAAUUCUUGGCACAAAAUAGAUCCGAGCACGGUCGCUCGAUUUCAAGGCUAG